Molecule: messenger RNA, 929 nt
Organism: Solenopsis invicta (red fire ant)
Lineage: Eukaryota; Metazoa; Arthropoda; Insecta; Hymenoptera; Formicidae
Exons: 2
Coding region: 480-755 (91 amino acids)
Source: RefSeq, a predicted model, not a curated record
UAUGUACAGGUUUCAAAAUUUAUUAUCAAAAAAUAGUAAUCAAUAAUUCUGUUAUUGAUGCCGCAUUUUUCAAAACACUACUUAUGAAACAGGUAUGUCGGUACCAGAUUCGAUGAAGUAAAUAAACAUAUACAAAAUCUGUCGAUAAAAAAAGAGCAUUGGUUACGAAAUACAUGGAAAAAACCUACAAUAACUGUUCAUCAAUAUACUUUGGGUACUAAUAAUCACAAGCGAGCGUUGUGGAGUUUAAUGUAAAUCAAUAAACGCAUGGAUAUUUGUGUAAAAUUUUACCUUAAUAGUCUAACAAAGGAAAAAAUAAUAAUUUACGAAAACUACAUUUCUUAUAAGUUUUCAUCAUUUCUAAGUUUUAAAAAAUUUAAAAUAAUGAAGAACUGAUUUUUGAUAGGCAUCUCCAUUUGGAACUAUGUCGCAUUGCACGUGAAUGGAAUCUGAUAUUUGGAACGCAGAUAACUUUUGAAAUGAUGUCCUAUCCAUUUACUGUAACAACAAUAUGCUACUUCUUAUAUAAAGGAUUAAGGUUAGGCCGAGAAGGUAUACCAGUGUACAUGCGGUUUUCAGCAACCUUCUGGUUGCUUAUAUGCAUAGGAAAAGUUUAUAUUCUAAAUUACAUCUGUGAAAAUAUCUGUGCUAAGGCUAAUAAAAUUGACAAAACAGUUAAUGAAUUGACAAAUAUUCUUCGAUAUGCUGAUACUUGGAAAGAGGUAAAAAAUAUUUUAACAGCAAGACGUAAGUAAAAUAAAUUAUGUUACAUGUCCAUUUGUGUACAGAUUUACCAGUUCACUUUACAUACAAUGCAGUAUCCUUUGAUGUUUACUGGAACGGGUUUUUUUGACUUAGGCAACAAAUUCAUUAUAAAGGUUACCUUUUUCAUAUAUUUUUACUACUAUUUUAUUUUUGUACACUAUAUU